Molecule: messenger RNA, 3050 nt
Organism: Neopelma chrysocephalum (saffron-crested tyrant-manakin)
Lineage: Eukaryota; Metazoa; Chordata; Aves; Passeriformes; Pipridae
Gene: NPTXR
Product: neuronal pentraxin receptor
Source: RefSeq, a predicted model, not a curated record
CUCCGUCCGUCCUUCCCCCUCUCCAUCCCCGCCCGCUUUGUUUUUCUCGCCGUCCGCGGGCUCGGGCCCCCCACGCCGCUGCCACCCUGAAGUUUCUGGCGGUGCUGCUGGCGGCGGGCAUGCUGGCUUUCCUGGGGGCCAUCAUCUGCAUCAUCGCCAGCGUCCACCCGGCCGGCACCGCCGCGCCCGCCGCCGCCGCUGACAAUGACUCGGCCGCCGCCGCCCUCCUGCCCGCCGCCGACAAGGGUCUGGGAGCGCUGCACGGCCCCGCCGAGGCUCUGGCCAGCGCCGGGCCGCGCCUGCCGGGGGGGCCGCCGCUCUUCAGCCGCUUCGUCUGCACCCCGCUGAGCACCGAGUGCCCCGCCACCGGCACCGGCCCCGCCGCCGGCCCCGAGGAGCUGCUGGCGCUGCGGAGCGCGGCGGCCCAGCUGCGCCGCACGGCGCUGGAGCAGAAGGAGCGAAUCCGCAUGGACCAGGAGACCAUCCGGGAGCUCACCGGCAAGCUCAGCCGCUGCGAGGGCGGCCUGCGGAGCCCCCUCGCCGCCGCCGCGCCCCCCGCCGCCGCCGGGCUCCGCGCCGCCCCGCGCCCCGGCACCAUGGGCCACCCCCCCGACGAGCCGCCCGCCGUGCGGGAGCUGGAGGAGGCUGUCCGCACCCUCCAGGACCGCAUCGACAGGAUAGAGCAGGAGCUGCCAGCCCGCGCCAAUGGCUCAGCACCCACUGCCCCGGCAUUUGCUCGCGAUGCCCUCCACACCAAGAUGGAGCAGCUGGAGGAACAGCUCCUCUCCAAGAUCCUGACCCUGCAGAAGGAGCGCCAGGCUGCAAGCACUGACCACAGCCAGCAGCAGCACAACAUUGAGAAGGAGCUGAACUCCCUCCAGAACCGGGUGACGGAGCUGGAGCAUGGACCGCUGGGUUACAGCCCUCCUGAUGCCUUCAAGGUGACCAUCCCGGUGCAGAACAACUACAUGUAUGCCCGCAUGAAGAAGAGCUUGCCGGAGCUCUACGCCUUCACCAUCUGCAUGUGGCUGAAGUCCAAGGCCCUGGCAGGGCUCGGCACCCCUUUCUCCUACUCUGUCCCAAGCCAAGCCAAUGAGAUUGUGCUGUUGGAGUGGGGCACUAACCCCCUGGAGCUGCUCAUCAAUGACAAGGUUGCCCAGCUGCCGCUGAGCCUGAAGGACAAGGCCUGGCACCACAUCUGCGUGGCGUGGACCACCCGGGACGGCAAGUGGUCAGCAUACCAGGAUGGUGAACAGCGGGGCACUGGUGAGAACCUGGCCUCCUGGCAUGCCAUCAAGCCCCAGGGCGUCAUCAUCCUGGGCCAGGAGCAGGACACUCUGGGGGGCCGCUUUGAUGCCACGCAGGCUUUCGUGGGGGAGCUGGCGCAGUUCAGCGUGUGGGACCACAUGCUGGCACCAGCGGAGAUCCUGGGUUUGGCCAACUGCACCUCUCACCUCCAAGGGAAUGUGAUUCAGUGGGACGACCAGGCGGUGGAGGUCUUUGGAGGUGCCAGCAAGGCAGGCUUUGCUGCGUGUGAGGAAGGGAGGAAGGCAUGAGUGGCGCCGAGCCCUCUCCCCAGCACCAAGGAACCCAAUGGCAGCCCCAAAGCAGGGAGCCCCUUUCUCCCCUCCCAGACCAGUAAGCCUUGCCAGGGCGAUGCUUGAGCCCUGGCACUGGUGUCCCAGGAGGGAGAGGGGACCCUGGAAGCCUCCCUGUUGCCCCUGUGCUGGUGGUGUGGCUUGUCCCCACCCCUGGCACAAGUCUGCUCCUGGGUCUCAUCUUGCCCUACUUCUGUUUUGAGUGGACCUUGCUGUACCUGCAGGUGUCCCUGGUACAGCGAGGGUCCUCACCUUGUCAGCCCCAACAGGGAAUGGGAAGGAGAACUCUGUCUAUCCCAAGUGCAGUCCAGCCGCAGUGGGAUGCCAGGGUGCAGGCACCCCCUGAAUACAUCCCCUUUCCUUAUUUAUUUCUAGCAACCCCACUGUCUGGUUUUACGAGCCCGCAUUCUAGGAUCUCCCCUCCAGUUCCAUCCCCUCUUCUGCUGCCCUGGUUUUUCAAGCAUCACCCCAGGGAAGCCAAGGGAGAAUGGCAGGGAACCAGUGGGGCAGUACUCACCAUUCUGUACCCCUUUCCCUGCCUCUGCUGCCUGUUCGGGCAGGGCUGCCUGAGGAGAGCCAGGCUUUUGAGGCAGUUGGAAAAGAGCACUCCCCACUCUCUUCCAGUUGGGUGGUUGGUCGGCCACCAAGGGAAUGGGGGAAAUGGGGCAAAGCAUGUCCUCCAGCGCUGGCCGAGGGGGAAGGAGUGCAGCACUGCCAUCAAAGGGAGUGAAAGCAAGGAAAAAGGAGAUGGAGAGAUGGAGGAUGGUGGUGGUCAGAGGAGCCCUGCCACCCAUCCCCCAGUCUUUUGGUUACCGGAUCAGGUUGCUGCCCUUGGUUCCACCCAGGUCCCCUCCUUUAGCUGCUCCUGGCCAGGAACAGGGCUGCCACUGGCCUUGGAACUGGGAGGGUGAUGGGGUGGGCUGGUGUUUCCCCUGUGGAGUGCCUGAGAAUACUGUUUCCAUGCAGCGUGGUCGCCAACAUUUCAAUAUGUGCGUGUAUGUAUGUGCACGUGUGUGUGUCUGGGGUGGGGUGGGAGGGUUAUUUCAGGGCUCUCAUGGUUGCUCAGUGCAGUGUCCAGCUUCCAGUGCUCCCCCUUACCCCAAGUCCCACUUUGUACUUUGGGCGACAGCCGCCCCCACCCCUGGGGGAGGCGAAGCUGGCAGGAGGGACAGCCCUGCCACCCAGCAUCCCCCCCACGCAGGGUCUCUGCCAGCGCUGGGGUGGCUCAGCCUGCUGGGGAGGACGUGGCAGGGAUGGGGUGCAGCCUUUGUGCCAAGUGGGAACACUGUGACCUUUGUGCACCCUGACGAGCUGCCCCUCUUCCUCGCUCGCUUGCGCGCUUUCUCUAAUGCACGUUCGUGACAGGGGCCCCUGACGCGCACCUGUGGUGGGACAUUUCUUUUGUAAAGCUGAUCGUGAACAAAUAAACGUGAUGUUUUCUGUUCGAGCCUC